CCGAGUUCCAGUAGUAGCAUAAGCUAGCUAGACAAUUGAGCAGUGACAAGCAAGCAAGAGAGAGCUGUAGCUUGUUUAAGAUGGUAGAGAAGGUGGGUGUGGAGAGGAUCGCGAUGCCCGUCACGGUGAGGGAGCUUGACAUGGAGAGGGACCUGCCGGCGGUGGAGGAGCUCGAGCGACAGUGCCAGGUCGGCAUCUCCGGCGACCAGGGAUCCGCAGCGGCCGACAGCGCGAAGAAGAGCAAGAAGAAGAAGAGGGAGUGCAUGUCGCUGUGCGUCGAGCAGAUCGGCGACCCGCUGGCCCGUGUCCGUCACGCCCCGGAGCAUGUCAUGCUGGUUGCUGAGUGCGGGGAGAAGAUGGUCGGGGUCAUCAAGGCCUGCACCAAGAUGGUGAGCCGAGGAAGCACCAGCAGCAGCAAGAACACCUCGUCGUCGUCGUCGUCGUCGCCGUCGUCGGUCUCGCCUACACAGCAGCAACCGUACGUGAAGGUCGCCUUUCUUCUCGGCCUGAGGGUUUCUCCCUACCACAGGCGUCUGGGCAUCGGGACGACGCUGGUGCGGGCGGCGGAAGAGUGGUCGCGGGCGCACGGGGCUGCGCACGCGACCAUGGCGACGACGGUGUCCAACAAGGCGUCGCUGGCGCUCUUCGCCGGCCGGUUCGGCUACGCGCCGUUCCGCCGGCCGGUGCUCCUGGGGCGCCCCGUGCACGCGCGCCGUCUGCCGCUCAAGCGCCACCACCGCGUGUUCCAGCUGCAGCCGGCGCUCGCCGCGGCCGCCUACGCGCGCCUGCUCCCGCCGCAGGACACUGAGUUCCUUCCCGCCGACAUGCCGGCGCUCCUCGCCCACAAGCUCACGCUCGGCACCUUCGUCGCCAUCGAGGGCUCCGACCACCACACGGCCACCACCGGCGCCGCAACCACCGACGCGGAGCAGCCGUCGUUCGCCGUGCUCAGCGUGUGGGACUCCACCCGCUCGCUCAGCAUGCGCGUGGGCGGCGCGCCAGCGCUGCUCCGGCACUCCCUCGCCGCGGUCCGUGCGCUGGACCGCGCCGCGCCGUGGAUGCGCGUGCCCUCCGUGCCGGACAUCUUCCGUCCCUUCGGCGCCUACCUCCUCUACGGCGUCCGCAUGUCCGGGCCGGCGGGCCCCGCCCUGCUCCGCACGCUAUGCCGCCACGCGCACAACGUGGCGCGCAAGAACCCCGCCUGCGCCGUCGUGGCCGCAGACCUCGCCCCCGGCGACCUCGCCGCCGCCGCUGUCCCAAGCUGGCGCCGCUUCUCCUGCGACGAGGACGUCUGGUGCAUCAAGAAUCUCAGCGAUGGCAAUGCUGACCCCUCCGACGACGACGACUGGGCGGCGCCUGCUCCGCCGGGUAGUGUGCUUUUCGUGGACCCCCGCGAGUUCUGAGUUCUGACGUCGCCAUUGCAAUGCCAUUGCCAUGCACGGCGGCGCAGGCAGGAGUAGGCAGAGGCUAAAGCCGCCAUCACCUCGUCUCUGCCCAAUUUUGACGGAAAUGUACACAACACUUGGUACUGCAGCGGCAAUUACCUGCCUUGCCACUUGCUGUAUCAACUCCCCCAAUUUUAGUACUAGAAAAAACAUCGCCAUUAGCUUAACUUUAGUUUGCUCCUGAAGUGAGAAACCGCAAUGCAUUACAACCUACCUAGUUUA
Lolium perenne is the source of this 1667-nucleotide messenger RNA. Its product is annotated as acetyl transferase GW6a. The record is from RefSeq and is a predicted model, not a curated record. Lineage: Eukaryota; Viridiplantae; Streptophyta; Magnoliopsida; Poales; Poaceae. Gene Ontology annotation, molecular function: acyltransferase activity, transferring groups other than amino-acyl groups.